CCUACUCACCACCAUGCCUCUUCCAGUCGCUCGCCUUAUAGAAGUUCUAUCAGAAUAUCCACACCUCACCCGCAAACUCGAAUUCGAUGACGUUGUGAAGUUCUCCGAACUGGUGUACCUUCUGAAGCUCCCACUGUCGUUACUCCAGUCCCCAUACGACCAGUCUUCCCUCCCAACCCCGCCCGUUUAUAUCCUGGACUUUAUUCGAGUCGCCCUAAGAUUGGAAAGGAAUGCUGUCAAGCUACUCUGGGAGGUGCUUCGCGAUGCUAUUUGGGACGAAGAGUGGGAUGAGGAGGUUCAUAGGCAGCUGGGCCACAGAUAUGUUCCGCUAUUCCUUGAGCAUGGCCAGUCUCGAAAUCUACCGUUCUUCUUCCUGCUACCACCCACCCGUGUGUGUCUCGACCCGAACUGCACACAGCCAGUCAAUCGAAGCAAGAAUGCGCUCCAUCGUCGUCGAGAGCUGACCGAGCCUUCCGAGUAUGAUGUUACCGUCUUCACGCACGACUUUGGGCCGGUCCCCGGUGCUCUUGUAUCACUGUACUGCAGGGGCUGUCAUACGCGAUACUAUCCCAAUUACUACGUUCACGACAAGGCAACAACCCGAACCUAUUACACCUCCCCUCCGCGGUAUAUUCAAUGCAAGGAACACUCGUUUGUCGAUCGAAAGACUUGCGAAAUCUUCUCAUCCAUGAUGGUCAAUGCUGGGGUGUCGGCGAGCAACUGUGCUCGAGUGUUCAACGACAGCAUUGCCAACAAGACUGUACAGGCCUUUCUGUCAUCAGCAUACCGCCUUGAACACAAGCUUGAUGCGGAAAGUGUCUGGGACGCUUUAUUCUUGUUCUGGUUGCUCGAAGACUCGGUGGAGAAUGACACAGUCCUCAAGCUCGACCACCAAGCACCAAGUCAGGCGGACCGCCUAAAUAAGGGUCUCUACGAGAGGAACUUACGCAUGGUUGGGACUGGGCAGGAGCACUGGAACCACGCCUGUGAUCUGUGCUCUUGGAUUAAGAAAUCGGAGGAUGGAGGGGAAGGUAUGUAUUUGGGUCUCGCCGUGUUGGCCCACAGCUAA
Messenger RNA from Coprinopsis cinerea okayama7#130, 1069 nucleotides. RefSeq lists its product as hypothetical. Bases 14 to 1069 code for a protein of 351 amino acids. Lineage: Eukaryota; Fungi; Basidiomycota; Agaricomycetes; Agaricales; Psathyrellaceae. The record is from RefSeq and is a predicted model, not a curated record. The transcript has 3 exons.